AUGCGCACCCCUUCAAUCCCCCCUCGCUCUCCUUCGGCAGCCACAUUGCGGCUCAAAACCUCCAUCCGUGACUUCCCUACCCCCAUCCUCUUUAACAUUUCUCCACGCACUAACAUGCGCCAUUCCCUUCUCUCUUCUGUCUCCAUGGCCCCCUUCCCUUCCCCCUCUUUCUCCUCUUCACAGCUUUCUCUCUCUAAACCCAAGAGAAGCUCCAGCUGGAAUUCCAAUUCUGCCCCUCCCUGCUCCUCCUCCUCCUCCUCCCUCCUCGACAUUCUCAUCCUCAUUCUGGUCCUCUUCUCCGGCGGCUACCUCGUCUUAUCCUACUUCUCUUACAUUCGCCACUCCCUCUUUCUCCUCCUCGGCGACUCUCCGGUGGUCUACUUUAUUGGGUUCUUGCUCCUUUUCCUUAUCUAUGUAUUUUUCUUCGACAUCUGCAGGGGGAAAAAGUGCGAAAACCCGCAUUGCAGGGGGCUAAAGAAGGCGUUCCAGUUCGAUCUGAAGGUGCAGACGGAGGAGUGCCUGAGAUCCUACUCGCCAGAGGUGAGAGAGAUCGACGAGCUGCCGUGGAAGGGUGGCGAGGGGAACCCAGAUUACGAGUGCUUGAGGGUGGAGCUGAGGAAGGUGGCACCGCCAAAUGGGAGGGCUGCUCUGCUUUUCCUGGCCAAGUGCGGCUGCCCCGUCGCCAAGCUGGAGGGGUGGGGGGUCAAGCGUGGUCGUCGGAACAAGAAGUGA
This is a messenger RNA of Thlaspi arvense, 732 nucleotides long. Lineage: Eukaryota; Viridiplantae; Streptophyta; Magnoliopsida; Brassicales; Brassicaceae. The record is from the annotation of a GenBank genome assembly.